AUGAGCUUUGGCGUCGGUCUCGGAGACAUACUCAAGGUGUGCGAACUAGCGGGGAGGGUAUACAAGAACUGUCGUGACUGUCCUGGAGAGUACAAGACUUUGACAAGUGAAACACGCAGUCUCACUAAUCUGCUCGACGACAUACAAGACAAGUUCGACAAGAUACCGGAGAGUAAGCAGCAGCAGCUUAUCGAGGCGUAUACGCCAUGCAUCGAGGUCUUGGAAGAGCUCGACAAGAUUCUGUUGCACUACAAUGGGCUCGACACAAAGAGCAAGCGUGCGUGGGACCGUCUUAAAUUCGAUCCAAGCACUUUGCGAAACUUGCGCGAGCGGCUUGUUGCGAGCGUGGCGAUGCUCAACACCUUCUACACCUCCCUGAUACACGAUGUCCAGGUCCUGAUACUGGAGGCCUUGGAGAGACUGGAAAAGGACUAUAGAGGCGGGCAUCGCGAAGAAAGCAUUAGUUCGAUUGAGCGACUCACUUCUGGCGCCCGGGAAGACGACGAUGAGGAUGACGACGAGGCAUGGCGCCAGAUCAUACGCGAUUUGGAAGAUGUCGGCAUCUCUCAGCAGCAAGCUUUGGGCUAUCGCGAUGUCAUUGUAGACUGGCUCGUCGCUGCGGUGAAUGAAGGGAGGCUUCUCGAGGAUCGACCGGAGCAUGAGCCGUACUCCUCAUUGUCCCAAGAUCUCAGGCCGGUACUUCCUGAAAUUAAUGUUGGAGAAUCAUCUAGUGGCCUGGACAUGCCUACAAUCGUCACGCCUAUGGAGAGCAGUUGGUCACCACCAUCACGAACGCCUCCUCCCAUACCCCGCCCACCGAUACCACAGGUCCACAUAGGCUCAACUCUUUCGGUGGCUUCACAAGCGCACUCUGCUGUAUCGUUACCAAACAUGCCACUGGACACUGAUUCAGAUGAUUCUUCGCUGUAUGCAGGGCCACAUCGCUCAGCGGUCACCACCCCCUCUGCUCGAUCCAAUACCUUUCCAAUUCCACGUGUGCCAGUUCCCCGUUCAAGCGGGUUGCUCUCGGCGACGAAUACAGACGGUCCUGACCCAACGCUAUUUACAUCAUCGUCUGGUUCUGGAACACAAACACCCUCUAUUCCUGCUCCUCCACUGGAAAACGACUUGCCCCCAUCAUAUUUCGAGAAAGGCACAUCUAUUACGAUAGAUCUCAACUGGACGGCUCAUCAGGUGGUGGCUGCAUGGGCUCGCCACGACUUUGUCAGUGCAGAAAAGCACCUAGAAGAUCAGUUAGCAGCUGUCGACCGCGGACAGAGGUGUAUAUCUGGUACUCAACCUGAUCGUCGCAUUCUCAAGCAUCUGCUCGGAGUAUGCGCAUCAUUCACAGGAAAGUUUUCAAAGGCAAAGGAGCUCUUUGAAAGUGUCUUUAAUGGGGCUUUUCUCGAUUUCCAGAAUCUAGAUGAUGGCGACAUAGCUGCUGCGCGAUGGCUGGGAGACAUUUGUUUACAUACUCAAGAACACGCAAACGCCAUGCUCGCCUACAGUGUUGCUUACGAAGGAUCCGUGGGCCGCUAUGGAGCGACCAGUGAACGUGCCCGACGAGUGGCGACUGAGAUAAUACUCAUCGAUCACUGGCUGUUCGGGUUCAGGCGCAUCGAGGCCACUCUCAACCUUAACCUUGACCCGACGAGUAUCUUUCCAUCGGCAAAUGUUGUGGAGAAGAACAAGUUGAUGAUGAAUGUCAAGAAGAGUGCGUACGAAUUGGUCAAAUCUACCAGCACCACACCAAUCCCAGUGAUAUGCUUGGGACGACCAACAUUCAAUCUCGAGCCUCGACCGAGAUACGAACUUAGAUUGUCCGAAGGGUUUCUCGUGGGACCCCUGAUAUCCCUCAGCACCUGGCCACUUCCAUGGGAUCCACUUUUCCAUCCUACAGACGCUGUGCAGCUAGACCGCUACAUGAACACUGUGCGGGUUGCAGGUCAUCAGUCUAGAUCUCUCUACGAUCGUCAAUUACCUACCAACUCACUGGGCGACUCCAAAAAGCUGCACUUUCUUACCAAAAGAGGCAGUCGGUGGCUGAUUAGUGCUGUUGAACGAGGCCUCAGCGAGAUGGGGAUUACGUAUGCACACCAUUGCUAUGAACCAGCGAUAGUGUGUUGUCUCAACCAACAACGUGAAGGCGUGGCCUUCUCGGAAGGGGUGGAGAUACGCUUUUGCAAAUUAUCAUUUCGGGACGUAUAUGGGAUCAAGGUGACAGAUGUGAAGUGGGCCACUCGAAGGGUUGCGAAGCCCAGCGUGUACGGUGAGAUACCGCCGAAGUUCCGCAGCGCAGCGGACUUUAGGGAAAUUAUCAAAGGUGUGCUAGACAGAGCAGAGGAAGAAGAGAACAGUCUGCCAAAGCCUGUUCCCAGCAUAGCUCUCGGCGUCUCCAAUGGAUAUCAGCAGGCGCCCCACACAUCACUGUACAAGCCACCCAUGUAUGGCUGA
Bipolaris victoriae FI3 is the source of this 2454-nucleotide messenger RNA. RefSeq lists its product as hypothetical. The record is from RefSeq and is a predicted model, not a curated record. Bases 1 to 2454 code for a protein of 817 amino acids. Lineage: Eukaryota; Fungi; Ascomycota; Dothideomycetes; Pleosporales; Pleosporaceae. The transcript has 2 exons.